AGCUUGGGGUGCCCGGCGUCCAGGCGCUCCCCGGGGCGCUCAGCAUCCGCGGCUGCAGAGGCUCUGCGCCACGGUCGGCCCUGGCAAGAAAGUUGUAAAGUGCCGCGAGGAGUUGGGCGGUCGGAGGAGGAGGAGAAGCGGAAGAGGAGGACUCGGCUGAGUUUCCGAGGCGAUCGUGGGGUCCCCUGGCGCCUGUCCCGCAGCUCGCCACGGGCAGCUAGACUUCAGCCCUUCGGUCCAGGGUGGGCGCUAGACACUCGGCCCGAGGCCGCGGAGGAACUUAGCCUGAGAGCCGCAACCGCGGGCCUCAUUGUCUGCAGCAACUCUCCCGGAAUCCGGAGGGGGAGGACCGGACCGCGAGUCCACUGGGAUUUGUCCAGAGUUCCGGCGGCAGCUGUGGCGGCCGCGGAGACUCCCUUUGUCCUCCCAGGACCUCCUUCUCUCUCCUUCAUGGUGGCAGCUGCCGGGUGGCGCUGAGCCUGGAGCGGGUGUCCCAGCCCCGCUCAGCCCCUGACCCCGGGCUGAGUCCCUGCUGACUCCGCCUCUUUCGCAUCUCUGCUCGCCGAAGCCCGGAGCUCAGACCCCGGAGCCCAAGGGGCUGUGAGGGAGCCGCCGGGCUCGGGCUACAGGAUGGUGGCGGGUCGGUUCCGGCCGCGCAGCCCUAGGAGCUGGCUGUUCCCCUGCCUGUGGCUGCUGGCUGUGGGCGGUCCGGGAUCUUUGCUGCGAGCUGAGGAACAGCCCUCUUGCAAAAAAGCCUUCGAUCUGUACUUCGUCCUGGACAAGUCUGGGAGUGUGGCAAAUAACUGGAUUGAAAUUUAUAACUUUGUCCACCAGCUUACAGAGAGAUUUGUGAGCCCUGAAAUGAGAUUGUCCUUCAUCGUGUUUUCUUCUCGAGCAACCAUUAUUUUGCCAUUAACUGGAGACAGAUACAAAAUUGACAAAGGACUGGAGGAUUUAAAAGCUGUCCAGCCAGCUGGAGAUACAUACAUCCAUGAAGGACUAAAACUUGUAAAUGAACAAAUUCAAAAUGCAGGAGGCUUAAAAACUUCCAGUAUCAUAAUUGCACUGACGGAUGGUAAGCUGGACGGCCUGGUGCCACAGUAUGCAGAGAACGAGGCAAAGAAGUCCAGGUCACUUGGUGCUAGUGUUUACUGUGUUGGGGUCCUCGAUUUUGAACAAGCUCAGCUUGAAAAAAUUGCUGAUUCCAAGGACCAAGUUUUUCCUGUUAAAGGCGGAUUUCAAGCUCUUAAAGGGAUCAUCAAUUCUGUACUAGCUCAAUCAUGUACUGAUAUCCUGGAAUUGAGUCCUUCAAGUGUCUGUGUCGGGGAGGAAUUUCAAGUUGUUUUGAGUGGAAAAGCGGUCGCACAGAACAGUCAUGAUAGCAGUGUCCUCUGUACCUUCACUGCGAACAGCACAUACUCAAAGAGUGAAAAACCAGUAAGUGUUCAGCCCAGAUCCAUCAUUUGUCCUGCACCUGUCCUGAACAAAGCUGGAGAAACCCUUGAAGUUUCAAUCAGCUUUAAAGAUGGGAAGUCUGCCAUCUCAAGAUCCUUAACAAUCACAGCCACAGAAUGUUCUAAUGGGAUUGCAGCUAUCAUAGCUAUUUUGGUGUUGUUGCUGCUAUUGGGUGCUGCCUUGAUGUGGUGGUUUUGGCCCCUUUGCUGCAAAGUGGUUAUCAAGGAUCCUCCCCCACCAUCUGCUCCACCAAAGGAGGAGGAAGAGGAAGAACCUUUGCCCAAUAAGAAAUGGCCGACUGUGGACGCUUCCUAUUAUGGGGGUCGAGGGGUUGGAGGAAUUAAGAGGAUGGAGGUUCGCUGGGGAGAUAAAGGAUCUACGGAGGAAGGGGCAAGACUAGAGAAGGCAAAAAAUGCUGUGGUGAUGAUCCCUGAAGAAGAGAUACCCGUCCCACCAAGACCGCCUAGACCCAAACCCACACAUCAGGCACCUCAGACAAAAUGGUACACGCCAAUUAAGGGUCGUCUGGAUGCACUCUGGGCUCUGAUCUUGAAGCAAUAUGAUCGGGUAUCCUUGAUGAGACCCCAGGAAGGAGAUGAGGGCCGGUGCAUAAACUUCUCCCGUGUUCCACAUCAAUAAGACGAGAGCACACAGUGUGAGAAGAGAAGAAGACAGCACAUCUUCAUGAUGCUGACUUCCAACAGAAUGGACAGUCUAGUGCAUCUCAGAAGUUCCUGGGAAAACAGCCCAGCUCCUCUCUGUCAGGAAAUGUCUCUUCUGCCUUCUGCUUCUUGUGCACCAAACAUUUUCAAACACUUAUUCUGCCAUCCACAUGAGAGGUGAUGAAAGUCGGCGAGUAACUCAUGAUUCAUGACACUGAGAAUACAGAGGAAUGUUAAUGUGCAUGCUACAGUUUAUGCAGAGCUCGUUUGAAUGUGUAAGAGGACAAAGCAGACACAGCGAUGAGGUACCAAAGCAAGGACUGCAAAUCCACCAGCCAUGAAGGCUUGUAAUGGAGACUGGUGCUUUUGACACGGAUGCUUGGAGUGUGUGCUUUUGUUCGGCUAGAUCUUUAGCCAGACGCAAACCACGAAAUUUCCCACCAGGCUAAACAGAAAAUGGAGUCCAGUGCCUUGGAGCUAUGUCAGAUAGCAGAGCCUUCCCAAGUCCUCCAUUACUUUGUGCCUUACGGAAAUUUUCUGACUAGAAAAUCUUGUCACUGUUACACUGAAAGUGCACACGCAUGACCAAAUGUAGACCAGAUGCCUCAAGGUACUGGAUGCAAGCAGGAUUUUGCCCUUUCGUUUUCCAAGACACCUUUCUUUCAUUAUGCACUUGGGACAGGAGAAUUAAUAGAGCGUUAAUUCAACAGGAAGACCGCCUCCAACCAAAGACCUGGAGUGCAGCAUACAGACUCAUGAUUUGAGAUGUUGUCCCCGGCCUGGUAGAUUCCCCCUUUCUCAGCCUUUGGGAUUUAGCAGUGCAUAAAGCGUUAAUAUCUGUAAACACACCUAGGUGUUUGUUUGGCUUUUAAUUUAAGGAAGCGGUAACCACAAAGCUUCCGCUCAGGGUUUUUUUUCCUUCCUUCAAGUCUCCAAGGGCUCUUCAGCGUCACAAGCCAGCAACUCUCUUUGCAUGAAAAUUUCAAAGUUUAAUUAAUAUAAUUAAAGGCAACAGCAAGCAGCAGCCUGUGAAGAUUUUGCUCAUCUUUUUUAUGCCUUUUGACAUUGAACGACCUAUCACUGUUUGCAUGUUAGUUGGAAAUUCAGGAGCACCGCACCUUGGUUGUGAUUCAGCCAGGGAAAAAGACCCCCUUUCCUUCAUUUUACAAAUUAAAAUCCGGAGGGGUGCCAUCAGAGAGCGUUGACAAUAUACGUACUAUAAAUUUUUAGAAAUAUCACCAUUGUGUCACAUCGACGAUGCCAAAUUAUGUUAGCGUGAGCAGAAACACGGUGGGGGAGGAAGGCGGCAGCAGCUGAAGGAAAUAGCUCAGAUGAUCUAGUCACUUUCGAUACUGUACUUCAGAUGCGAAAUGGAUAUUCGACUGGAAACCUGACAAAGUGCGCCUGCUUUGAUGUGAACUGGUAUAGACAAUGACCAGUGGCCGGGUCAGUGGGAUGUCUCUCUGCGAGCACAAAGGCUUAUCAAAUGACACUAAAAAUAAGUUCAACAACCAUCACUUUGGAAGGAAGAAGGCGAGCAUUUCAUGUUUGGCGGGCAUGUGAGUUCACAAGACGGAACGAACGAUUUAGAGCAUCCUGGUAUAAUUACCCACAUUGUGCUCUUCAUGGAAAUUUCAAAGGACUGCAGUGAUACUUUUGGUUGGUGUCCAGGUUUGUGGCACUGCUCCAAGAAGCCUUACACACCCAUACAGAUAUACAAGUGCACACACAUACUCUCUAGCUUGAAUCGUUUUGCUCAACCUUAUUUAUGUCACUGACUGGCUGGAUCCAAAGUCACACCUCCACGUAUUAGUGAAUAAAAUUUUUUACCUGUG
Psammomys obesus (fat sand rat) is the source of this 3952-nucleotide messenger RNA. RefSeq names its product ANTXR cell adhesion molecule 2 (gene Antxr2). Bases 631 to 2094 code for a protein of 487 amino acids. Gene Ontology annotation, molecular function: signaling receptor activity. The record is from RefSeq and is a predicted model, not a curated record. The transcript is spliced from 17 exons. Lineage: Eukaryota; Metazoa; Chordata; Mammalia; Rodentia; Muridae. Gene Ontology annotation, cellular component: membrane.